Molecule: messenger RNA, 1785 nt
Organism: Fusarium keratoplasticum
Lineage: Eukaryota; Fungi; Ascomycota; Sordariomycetes; Hypocreales; Nectriaceae
Exons: 4
Coding region: 1-1785 (594 amino acids)
Biological process (GO): regulation of transcription by RNA polymerase II; DNA-templated transcription
Cellular component (GO): chromatin
Molecular function (GO): DNA-binding transcription factor activity, RNA polymerase II-specific; zinc ion binding; RNA polymerase II cis-regulatory region sequence-specific DNA binding
Source: RefSeq, a predicted model, not a curated record
AUGGAGAAUGAGAACAGGAGACGUUAUGUCUGUCAAGUUUGCCCAAGAAGCUACACGCAAGUGGGACACCUUCGUCGCCACGAACGAAGCCACAAGGACGAGGAACCCGACUUCAAGUGCCCGUUCUGCCAUGGAAAGUUCACUCGAUCAGAUGCUGUCCGCCGACAUUCCAAGACGUGCUGCCACGCGCAUGGAAGGCCGCUCCCCGUGACGUCUAAACCAGGCCGCAGGUACCACGCCUGUGACUGCUGUGCCCAGUCCAGGAUAGGCUGUGACGGCCGGCUCCCAUGUUCUUCUUGCUGGGCUCGCAAGCAGCUCUGCACGUACAGCCGGGUGUCAGAGAGCCUGCCCACUGGAAGCAGAGCCAACGGGUCCCCAAGCCUUCUGGAUGUUGCCUUGGAAUCCGGCCGGCGGGGGCACGCGGACCUUGAUCCUCGAGCAGAUAUGGGUCUGACGGUAUGCGCUGUGGAGAUCAAGUUCCCACACGACUCUACACACCGGAAAUCAUCCCGAGUUACCACCGUGACUUUCCUACUGCACUAUACUAAUCCGCGGAAUGACAACAUCCAAGACUACUUCAUGUCGCCUUCCUCGCUAUCACACAAGGCGGCUGUGGUCGAGAGCGACGGAGUCAUGAUUCAGGACCAAGGCAGAGACAUUCUCCAGCCCUGGAUCCCUACGCAAGAUGGCAUGGGAGGGGCCUCGACCGAAGAACUCCGCGACCUGGACCUCGUUGGCGAAGUCGACUUCUGGGUAGCGGACCGGCUGGAUAGUCCCUGCGAGUGGCUACCGCAUCACGGGACAAAUUCCGACAGCAGCCUAGACCAGCUACAGAUAAACCUGUGCAGCAUCUCCUCAGCAUUGUGCGCAACCAGUAAAGGUCAACUCUCAUUCACCGCUUAUUCCAUGCUCGUCGAGGCAACCGAGUUCAUCUUUGCACCGCAGAGGGCCCGCACGUUUGUCAAAUCCUACUUUGACAACUGGCACCCGCACUGUCCGAUGCUGCACCCUGCGUCUUUUGACUUUGCGCACGCCUUCCCUCCUCUCUCUGCGGCCGUCAUUCUUAUGGGGGCCUCUUUCUCAUCUGAGAAGGCUGCCAUGGCGGCCCAGAUCUGCCUGGACGCCGCAGAGGAGUACAUUUUUGGCCACCAGGACUUUCUACAGCUUGUCGAUCCGGCCUGUGGGGAGAAGCCGCUCCUAGAUGCCACACCUCUUCAGGCGGCGUUUAUUGUUGUUCUGUUGCAGCACUGGAAUAACCACGGUACGGCUUGGAGGCAGAUCCGCCAGCACAGGUACCCCGAUAUUAUUCGGGCAGCGCGGAACAUGGGCCUCCCAUCACUCAGACACCAGGGUUGCUUGCAUGGUGAGGCAUCGGAUGUAGCUGUAGGUGAGCGCUGGGGGACCUUUAUCAAGACAGAGGAGUCCAUCAGACUCAUGAACUACAUCUUCCUCGUCGAUUCUUCUCAGGCCAUCUUUCACCGGACUCGCCCUUUUCUUGCGCUGUCUGAGUUGACUGGCUCGUUCCCGUGCUCUGAGCACUUAUUUGCCCACCGGUUCACCGACUCUCAAACUCCCCACAACCCGAGAGAGCCUUCUGGCGAGAUGACGUCUAUAGUGGACGGCGUUGCUCUCCUUAUGCGGGAAGUCUGGACAAGUGAUAUCCCAUCUCGAUUUGGACAACUCAGCUACCUGGAUUUGUUCAUUCUAGUAUCUGGUUCGUAUUGCAAAUCUUUGCUGUUCCAAAACCAGCACCCCGCUCUCAGGGCUUCGCGUUCUACGGGCUAA